AAGGGAGGUAAAAUUCGCCGGUAGUUAGAGCAGGACAUGAGGAUGCCUGAAAUAGAAAGGGCGAAGCGCACCUGUGUGGGCGGAGCUUGAGUCAGCUGUGGCAGUGUUCAGACGGGAGUUUAACCGAGCCUCGCCAGUGUUGCCCUGACUCGUGACGGUGGUGUACGUGCCUCUCGCCCUCUUGAAACUAUUGCUUUGCUUUGUCUUGGGGCCGUGUGGCCAUGAGGAAAAUACUCCUAACGGGAUGCUUAAGGUGGAUAGUUCUUGGAGUAUGUCUGCUGCCUUGCUGGACUGUACGAGGAAACGAAGAGUUGCCAUCGAGCUACGUGGAGAGGCAGCGGUAUGACGGCUGGUACAACAACCUGGCCCACCCGGGCUGGGGCUCCGCAGAGUCGCGCUUGACGAGGAAGACGCCCGCCAGCUACGCCGACGGAGUGUACAUGAUGGCUGGCCAGGACCGCCCCUCCCCUCGCAAGCUGUCGGAGGCGCUCAUGAAGGGCCGCGACGGCCUGCCCUCCACCAUGAACCGUACCGCCAUGAUAGCCUUCUUCGGUCAGGUGGUGUCGUCGGAGGUGCUGCAGGCGUCCGAGGUGGGCUGCCCCAUAGAGAUGCACAAGAUCGACAUCGACAAGUGCGACGAGAUGUACGACCAACAGUGCACCGGCAACAAGUUCAUGCCCUUCCACCGCGCCGGCUACGACUUCUCCACCGGCCAGAGCCCCAACAGUCCCCGUGAGCAGCUGAACUACGUGACGUCGUGGUUGGACGCCAGCUUCGUGUACAGCAUCAGCGAGGCCAGACUCAACAUGCUGAGGUCCUUCGCCAACGGGACCUUCAGGACGGCGCCCGACGACCCCACCAUGCCGCCCCGCAACACCGAGAGGAUCCCCAUGUUCAACAACCCCACCCCACAGGUUCUCAAGAUUCUUAACCCGGAGAGGAUUUUCCUGCUAGGCGAUCAGAGGACCAAUCAGAACCCUGCUCUCCUGGCCUUCGGCAUUCUGAUGUUCCGAUGGCAUAACGUGGUGGCCGGUCGCGUCCAGGCCGAACACCCGGACUGGUCAGACGAGGACAUCUUCCAGCGGGCCAGGAGGAUAGUCACCGCCCACCUGCAGAACAUCAUUAUGUACGAGUUCCUGCCGGCAUUUCUGGGUGAGUCCGUGGAGCCCUAUCAGAGGUACCGGCCAGAUAUCCACCCCGGCAUCUCUCACGUCUUCCAGUCGGCCGCCUUCAGGUUCGGACACACUCUUGUACCGCCUGGACUGUACCGCAGAGGACCCGGGGAGGACUGUACCUUCCUCAAGACCCACACGGGCUUCUCCGCCCUCCGCCUCUGCUCCACCUGGUGGGACGCUAAUGACGUGAUGCAGGAGGACACGGUGGAGGAGCUGAUGCGGGGCCUGGCGUCCCAGCUGGCGGAGCAGGAGGACGUCGUCCUCUGUUCUGACGUGAGGAACAAGCUCUUCGGACCCCUCGAGUUCUCCAGACGCGACCUGGGAGCGCUGAACAUCAUGCGGGGACGCGACAACGGUCUGCCCGACUACAACACCGUCCGCAAGUGCUUCCACCUGCCGCAAGUGUCCUCCUGGCAGGAGAUCAACCCGGGCCUGGCCAGGGACCGCCCCGCUCUCAUCCACCAGCUCCAGACCCUCUACCAGGACAACCUCAUGAACAUUGACCUGUACGUGGGAGGGAUGCUGGAGACCCAGGAUGGACCCGGCCCGCUCUUCACCGCCAUCAUGAAGGAACAGUUCCUCAGACUCCGGGACGCCGACAGGUUUUGGUUCGAGAACGUUGACAACAUGAUGUUCACGAGGGAGGAGAUCGAGCAGAUCAGGCAGGUGAAGCUGUGGGACAUCAUCGUGAACGCCUCUGCCGUCAACCCCGACGAGAUCCAGCGGAAUGUGUUCUUCCAUCGGUCUGGGGAUCCGUGCCCGCAGCCGGCGCAGCUCAACACCAGCGAGAUGGAGCCUUGCGACUUCCUUCAGGGCUUCGAUUACUUCCAGGGGUCGGAGGUGACGUACAUCUACUCGUGCAUCCUGCUCCUGGCCGUGCCGCUGGUGUGCGCAGGCGCCGGCUACGCCACCGUCAAGUUCCAGAACUCCCGCAGGCGACACUUCAAGACCAAGCAGGAGGAGAACAACAAUGGCCGCAGCGUCGACAAGAUGAUGGUCAAGGAAUGGCUUCACCAGAACCACAAGCGCAUCGUAAAAGUGAGGUUUGGCCCCAAUCAAGAGAUCUCGACCGUGAACAGGAAGGGUGAGAAGAUGCGCAAGGUGGCUCUGAACGGUGUGGACGCUCUGCAGGUGGAGCUGACGCAGGACCCCCGCAGGAAGCCCAUGGUCCUCAUCCGCCCGCCCAAGGACCACGACCUGGUGCUGGAGUUCGACAACGAGGCAGCGCGCCGCAAGUUUAUCAACAAGCUGGAACAGUUCAUGAGCUCCCACAGGAAGACCGUGGAGAAGAUGCACACCAACAAGGAAGAGAUGCUGGCUAAUGCCGAGACGAAGGAGCGCCGUCAGAAGCGCCUGGAGCACUUCUUCAGAGAAGCCUACGAACUCACCUUCGGCCUCAAACCCGGAGAGGAGAAGCGGAAGCUGGAGGAUGCUGGCAACGACGUGAUCAUGGUGAUGCGCACGUCGCUCUCCAAGAAGGAGUUCGCGGGCGCUCUAGGCAUGAAACCUGACGAUAUAUUCGUACGGCGCAUGUUUAACAUUGUGGACAAAGAUGGCGACGGGAGGAUAUCCUUCCAGGAGUUUCUGGACACCGUGGUACUCUUCAGCAAAGGUACGACCGACGACAAGCUUCGGAUUAUCUUCGACAUGUGUGACAACGACCGUAAUGGUGUCAUCGACAAGACUGAACUAUCAGAGAUGCUCAAGUCGUUGGUGGAGAUCGCCAAGACUAACACCGUCAGUAAUGAGGAGGUUGAGGAGCUCAUUGAUGGCAUGUUCAGUUCGUCUGGCAUCGACCACAAGGAGUCGCUCACAUACGAGGACUUCAAGCUGAUGAUGCGAGAGUACAAGGGAGACUUCAUCGCCAUCGGGCUCGACUGUAAGGGAGCCAAGCAGAACUUCCUCGACACUUCCACCAACGUCGCCAGGAUGACCAGUUUCCACAUUUCUGAGAUCAGGGAGAGGAAUCGUCACUGGGUGUUUAAGAAGUACGACUCGAUCGCUGCCUUCCUGGAGGCCAACCGUCAGAAUGUGUUCUAUCUCUUUGUCUUCUAUGUCAUCACCAUCGCUCUCUUCUGUGAACGCUUUAUCCAUUACUCGUUCAUGUCUGAGCACACGGACCUGCGACACAUCAUGGGUGUGGGCAUCGCUAUCACCCGAGGAGCUGCCGCCUCCCUCUCCUUCUGCUACUCCCUCCUCCUCCUCACCAUGUCCAGGAACCUCAUGACCAAACUUAAAGAUUUCCGCGUCCAGCAAUACAUUCCACUAGACUCCCACAUACAGUUCCACAAGAUAGUAGCCUGUACUGCACUUUUCUUCAGUGUGCUGCACUCCGUUGGCCAUCUAGUCAAUUUCUACCACGUAACAACUCAGCCUGUAGAAAACUUACGGUGUUUGACUCAAGAGAUAGCCUUCGCCUCCGACCAGAAACCCACUAUUGGCUACUGGCUUUUCCAGACUUUAACUGGAUUGACUGGCGUGCUUCUGUUCGUCAUAAUGUGCAUCAUCUUCAUUUUUGCACAUCCAAUGAUUCGGAGAAAAGCAUACAAAUUUUUCUGGGCGGCUCAUCAGCUGUACAUCUUGCUGUAUGUGCUCAGUCUUCUCCACGGCCUCGCCCGCCUCACCGGAGCUCCCAGGUUCUGGAUAUUCUUCGUUGGACCUGGUAUUAUCUACACACUUGACAAGAUCAUUAGUCUGCGCACACGGUACAUGGAGCUCGACAUUAUUGAAACUGAACUGCUGCCAUCUGAUGUGGUCAAGAUCAAGUUCUACAGGCCACCAAACUUCAAGUAUCUGAGUGGACAGUGGGUCCGUCUCUCGUGCACAGCCUUCCGCCAGACCGAGUACCACUCCUUCACCUUAACAUCUGCACCUCAUGAGAACUUCCUCUCUUGUCACAUUAAAGCCCAAGGGCCAUGGACCUGGAAGCUUAGAAAGUUCUUUGAUCCACAUAACUAUAUUCACGAUGAAGAGAAUCCUCCGAGGAUCCGUCUUGAGGGUCCAUUUGGUGGCGGGAACCAGGACUGGUACAAGUUUGAAGUGGCAGUGAUGGUUGGAGGAGGUAUUGGAGUCACACCGUACGCGUCCAUUCUUAAUGACCUGGUGUUCGGCACCUCCACUAACAGAUACUCGGGUGUUGCCUGUAAAAAGGUAUACUUCUUGUGGAUCUGCCCAACGCACCGUCAGUUCGAGUGGUUCAUUGAUGUGCUGCGAGACGUCGAGCGGAAAGACGUCACCAACGUCUUGGAGAUGCACAUAUUCAUUACUCAGUUCUUCCACAAAUUUGAUCUUCGAACUACUAUGCUUUAUAUUUGUGAGAAUCACUUCCAGCGAUUAAGCAAGAGAAGCAUGUUUACGGGGCUCAAGGCUAUUAAUCACUUCGGAAGACCUGAUAUGACAUCGUUCUUAAAGUUUGUUCAGAAGAAACAUAGUUAUGUUUCUAAAAUUGGCGUGUUCAGUUGUGGGCCUAAUCCACUCACAAAAAGUGUCAGCACGGCGUGUGAGCAGGCAAAUCGGGGUCGUCGCCUACCGUACUUUAUCCAUCACUUUGAGAACUUUGGAUAAGUCCCUUGACGCUCAUCUUGGGGUUAUAACAACAACCCAUCAAACUUCUCUCUAAGUAGCUUCAGUAAUUACCGUGCCACCUUAUGUAUUGCUAGAGUUUCUGGAUGCUCUGUGUAAUGUAGGGAAUUCUCAAAUUCCAUUUUAAUUCCGUAUUCUAGGGCUGGCUGUGAGCAUAUUAUGCCCACACCCCUAACUCACGCUACCAGUCUCAUGCUCUAAGUUAGCAUUUUCUUAAAUUGCAGUUAUUGGAUGGUGUAAUGGAAAUUUUAGGGUAUGCCAUUUUUAGUAAAUGUAGUGCAAUUCUUCAGCAGAAAUCUUUUAAAAUAUUCAUAAAAAUUAUUUAUUGUAUAAAUUGCUAAAAAAAAUGCAGCUUAGAAUACAGUGGACACUGAUAUUUGAAGUACUGAACAAUCAUUGUAUAUACUGUAUCUUGAAAAUAUAUUUUAUACGAUUUAAGGAUUGAAUUAUGAUAUUUAAACAGUAUUCGUCAUGUAUUCUUAAAAUAAAAUAUAAUAUAUUCUUAUACUGAGUAAUAAGCAGUCAAGAUUUAUUACUUAUCAUUAUAUGCUUUUGUGUAUUAUGAUGCAUGCUGUGUGUGUCGUGCUCUGCGACUGGUUCUCCUAAAGUGUGACUGCAAAUGCUCACUCUCAUCAACUCGUGUAAUAUAUGCCAUAAACUGGUACACAAAUGUCCUUUACUUUUAACUCCAUAUAAUUCACUCCAUCAUGCUUUUGAAACGUGAUGUGUACAUUUCUAAUAGGCUAACCAAUAUCUAAAUAUUCAUUGUAUAUGGUUGUGCAAUAUUAUUUUAGAUUUUUUUUACUAUGAACUCCAUCUCUUGUAGUAUACUAAUCCAUAAAUAUUUGAAAAAACAAAAAAUUGACAAAUUUAACACAUAUUUUUGUCUGCUGCAUUAUAUGGUAACCUCAGCCAUAUUUUUACUGUGUAAAUUUUAACGAGAGUUACUGUGCUGUUCUGUUUGUAUUGCAACAAUAAUGCAAAUUUUCUGAUGAAAUUGUAAUGCAACAAAAUUUCAUGUGCAUGUCUGUAUACCCUGGAGAAUGAUACUGCCUGUGAAGAAGCUUAGGAAAGUGUCUGCACCUCACUCUUCUUAAUGAAUGGUUCAUGUUCCUUAUUCUUCACGAUUUUAAUGAUUUUUAUAUGUUGCUGUGUAUAAAGGCUUAGACAUGUGUGUAUGUUCUUCAGAGAUGGAACUUGUCAAUCUGUCUUCAAUAAAAUCUAAAACACAGUAGAGAGGAUUGUAUUGUUAACACCACAAAUAACCGUCUUCUGAAUUCACUUUGGUAACAUCAGAAUUUUUUCCCUUCAAUAUGUUUUACUUUGAUUUUAGAUUCCAGAGGAAUGGAGAAAUAGAAGUUUAGUAAUAUUUGGCAGACAUUGACUGUCUUCCAUUCCUAAUGUUUAAUACAAAAAAUAAUAUACUGUAAAAUACAAAUAUCAGAUGCACAUAUUUGGUGUUGGCAAAUUACAUAAUGAAUGCAGUUGUUAAUGUGUUAGAAAUUAUGGUUUUGUAAUGGUAUGUAUUUAAAAAAAUUUGUAAUUCAUAAAUUUACUAUAUAAUUUCGAGAUUCUUUGAGGCUAAUACAGCAUCUUAAUACAAUAAUUUAUUAAAUUUUCCAAAAAAUUAUGAACUACUGUAUUAGUUUUGCAGUCAGGUUAUAUUUAUAUCACUAAAAUUUUCAGUUCAUAGAAUAAUGAAAAUAUGCAACAUGCAUUACCUAAUAUACAUGGGUAACAUAAUAAAUAUUGGCCAAUCUUAAUAUACAUAUUUAUAGCAAGUGAAUGUACAGAUGGCGAACUUACAUUUUUGAUCUGUCAUUGUGCAGCAAGUUGUAGUAGAACAAUUGAAAUAAUUACAAUAUUCCCAGUUUUAACUCAAGUUUUUAUUUAUGACUUCAGUAUUGUAUCAUCACAGCAGAAAUUUACUCCACUAAGUGGAGGGGCUCUGCAAGGUGGUGUUAAUAUUACCAACUAUGGUCAUAAUUGACAAGUUAUACAAAGAUGGAAAAGUGGCAAUAGUGUAGACAAAGAUAAUGGUAUUAAGUUGCAUUUUAUUGGCAUAGAACAGUGACCAAGGGUGCUUGCAGGAUGAAAAAAAUUGGCAGUUUGCAUUUGUUUGUUCUGCAUAACACACUUGCUGUUUGUGAGAAAAAUGUUCUCAGCUGCUGUCACUUAGUUGUCAUUAUUUAAGCUGGGUAUUUACAAGCAACAAAUAAUAUAAUAUGGAUUUGUACUUUAGGCCAUAAAGUAUUAAUGUAUUGUCUUACUUUCUUGCGUUUCGAUAUUCAUACAUGUAAAGAGUACUUACGAAAUAAAAGUACCUUGAAGAUCAAACUGUGUUUUUAUAUUAAACAAAUUAUUACAAAA
Molecule: messenger RNA, 7127 nt
Organism: Procambarus clarkii (red swamp crayfish)
Lineage: Eukaryota; Metazoa; Arthropoda; Malacostraca; Decapoda; Cambaridae
Gene: Duox
Product: dual oxidase
Biological process (GO): response to oxidative stress
Molecular function (GO): heme binding; calcium ion binding; peroxidase activity
Source: RefSeq, a predicted model, not a curated record